Messenger RNA from Anastrepha ludens (Mexican fruit fly), 2289 nucleotides. RefSeq names its product sodium channel protein Nach (gene ppk9). The transcript has 11 exons. Gene Ontology annotation, cellular component: membrane. The coding region runs from base 1 to 2289 and encodes 762 amino acids. Gene Ontology annotation, molecular function: ligand-gated sodium channel activity. Lineage: Eukaryota; Metazoa; Arthropoda; Insecta; Diptera; Tephritidae. The record is from RefSeq and is a predicted model, not a curated record. Gene Ontology annotation, biological process: sodium ion transmembrane transport.
AUGCGCUAUAGCAAAGCCAAGCGCAAAGCACUGGAAUCCGUGCAACGAACAGUGACACUCAGCCGACCGCCUUGUCCCUGGCACUGCAAUCUUUGUGAUCAGCGGGGAUAUACCCGUCGACCUGAUGACCCGGGUAUAAAUGAAUGCACACAAGGACCAAUAUAUCAUUUGCAUGGUUCAAUGGUGCCAACACCAGAUUUGCGGUGCAAUAUACAGGGAACACAACAGUUAAAGAAACGAAUUAUUGAACAGUCGCAAGCAUUUUUUCACGCUAAUAACGCUGUGGUUAAUAUGUUCAAAACAGCAUUCGAACGAAUGCCAUUGGAUACGCACAAAUUUGUCAUAAGAGCGGAUCGUACCCCAACAGGUGAACAUGUGCGAAGAUUCAAUGCUGAAAUUACAAACUAUGAGCUUUACGCGCAAUCAAGCGUAGAGUCCAUAAGCAGUGGCUCGCUGACCAACUCAAAAGCCUCACUGCUCACAGCACAAGGAAACCAGCAACAAUCGUUUGAACGCGAGCCAUUCGCUUUGGCAAAACCAACUACAAUGAGAGCUGUAGCUGCUAAUCAUCGGUAUCGCCAGUCAUGGCGGCAAUCUAUGUCAGUAGCAUAUCAACAGGCGCAGCCAGCAUUCGUUACGCCCAACUCCGGCCAAAAGCUGCCGCAUUAUUUGAAAUUGCAGUAUGCGGACGCAGCACAGCCACGCAAAACCGAUACGCCUUCGCAUGUGUUGAGUCUCAUGCAUAACACCCUUUGUGCGAGCCAUGUGGAUAUGGAUACGGUGGCAUUGCAUAAACAACAGCAGCUGCAAUUAAUACCAACAGCAAAAUCUCAUUCACCGACGUACAGUAUACGACGCAUACGUCGACCACGUCAAUGGGUGCCAGUGCAAAAGCGGCUUUCGCAUCAAGGGGAGCAGACGCACAGCGUGAAGUUGGGUAUUCUGAGUAAAGGACGCGCUUUCAUUUUUGAAUUUCUGCAGGGAUCCUCCAUACAUGGAUUCAUCUAUUUGGCAAAAAUCGGGCUCAGCAUUGUAGAGAGAAUGCUUUGGCUGGCCUUCAUCUGCGUUGCUCUCUUCGCCAUCAUUUCGUUGAGUAAACGUACUUGGGAGCGUUUUCAAACCUCACCCAUGGUCAUAUCGAUGGAUCGCAAUAAGUUGGUGUGGAAUACGAGCUUUCCCUCGCUCACUGUUUGUCCUCAUAAGCGCAUCGAUGAGUUGAAAGUGGAGGAAUAUAUGUACUCACAUCCAAACAUUUUCGAAUCUGAUCAGGAUCGUAAUGAUUUUCAUGUAUUUAUUGAGAAGUUGGCUCGCCUCACCUAUGAAAAUAUCGAAACUCUGCCGCGUAAUAAAACUUUUGGCAUAUCGAGCAGCAACUAUCUGAAUUUGCUGUAUGAACUCAAAUGGAAUUUCGAGCCGGAAAUGAGUAGUGGCGCCGCCGUACAAAUGUUCAUUUAUGAAACACUCACAGAGUUUGGCAUUUGCCAUUCGGUAAACUCACUCGUGGCGCGCUAUAAUUCUUAUGACUACUGGAAACGCAACGAUUGGAGCCAGUUAGAUCAUGGCGAUCGUGUCACCGUGCACCCGCUUGAUGGCGAAAUCUAUGCUCAGAUUAUAAACCUCUCCACCGCAUAUGAUGUCUACUUUCAUGGCGCCGGCGACAUACCGAAUAUAUCGAAACAACGUUACACGUUUCCAGAAACUGACUACACAACAGUGGAACUAAUUGCGUUGGAGAUCUAUACAGCGGAGGAGGCGCGGGCCUUCACCACCAAACAGCGCAAAUGUCGCUACCAAUACGAGGCUGAGGAAAUGCAGACGGUGCCCAUCUACAGUUUUAGCCUCUGCCUGGCCGAGUGUCGCAUGUUUUUCGCGUUGCGGGUGUGUGGCUGCGUGCCGCAUUUCUAUCGCAAUCAGUUGAGAAAUGGACGAGUUUUGCGAAUUUGUGAUUUCGAUGGUUUGGCUUGUUUGGAGGACAUAAAAAGAGAAAUCAUCUCGCUCAAGUCCAGCCGGUAUAAAAUCGAUUGUCAUUGCUUGUCAAAUUGCGAUGACUCCAAUUUCUUUGUGCAAUCCUAUCGUUCCAGAGUUUGGUUUUUGGGCGCGAAUCUUCAGUGGGGCAUUAUAGACUAUCCGAAAAUGCAGCUAAGACGCGAUGUGCUCUUCUCGUUUGCGGAUGUGUUGGUUUAUAUUGGCGGCCUCAUUGGCUUCUUUCUGGGUUGCAGCGCUUUAAGCUUCACAGAGGUCAUCUACUACUUCAGCGCACGUCUCAUUAAGAGAUUGUUUUGGAAUUAG